AUGCUGACAAUCGACCGCAUGACCGAUAAACUCUCGUCCAGCAUUGCGAUCGCUGCACUUAGUGGCCUCGUCGUGCUGCCGCUGGCGUGGCGCUUGCUGGUCGCUUAUGACAAUAAGACUCAACGCGGUUCUCGCAAGGUGGUGCGUCCUUCCACGACUAAAUCGUUGCUGGGCAACACACUGGAUGUCAUUGGCAAUGUUCCCAUACGACACGACUGGAUUACCGGUUUGUGCUUGGAAGCAAAGGGGGAGCCUGUGCUGCUUCAGUCUCUUGGAACUCCAGACAUGACGCUACUUUCGACUCCUCAGGCUUUCGAAGAUGUGCUCAAGAACCAGUUCGACAACUUCCCCAAAGGACCCAAGAAGGCCGAGUAUCUGCGCGAACUACUGGGAGAAGGUAUUUUUGCAGUGGACCAUGAAAAAUGGUACCGUCAGCGUAAAACAGCCAGCAACUUGUUUACAAUGAGAUCUCUUCGAGAUUCCAUGACGAGUACGAUUCAGCGUCACUUGGUCGUCUUGGAGCAGAUCUUCCACCGGGCAGCGGAGACCAACGAUACGGUGGAUAUGUUCCGGCUUCUCAAUCGUUUUACUAUGGAGGCAUUCACGGAGAUCGGCUUUGGGGUGCACAUGAACUGUCUGGAUGCUGAGAAGGAGCACCCGUUCCAGACUGCUUUUGAUCGAAGUCAACAGUUGUUUAUACUGCGCUUUGUGAGACCGAGUUGGUUCUGGAAACUUCAGCGUUUCUUGGGCGUAGGAGCAGAGGGUCAAGUGAAAAAGGACAUGGAGGUAAUCAACUCGACCAUCUUCGACAUCGUAGCCCAGACACUUGAACACCGUGCGAAGGGAACGCAAGACGAUAAAGGAGGCAAAGACAUUGUGUCACUGUUCUUAGACGAUCUGAAUCGAUCGGGAGAUGCAGACGAGAGCAGCUUUGACCCGACGUAUCUCCGAGACAUCGUUAUUAACUUUAUCAUCGCUGGUCGUGACACUACAGCACAAGCGCUGAGUUGGUUCUUCUAUUGCCUCAGUAAGAACCCCGAAGCGGAGACCAAGAUCCGCGAAGAGGUGGCUGCAAAGCUGCCUAAGUUGUUAAACGGACAAUGCAGUCCGUCGAUGGACGAACUGGGUGAGCUCGUGUAUGUGGAGGCUGCAUUGAGGGAGACACUGCGUUUGUAUCCUUCUGUCCCCAUCGUCAGUAAGGAAGCAGUUCACGAUACGGUGCUGUCUGACGGCACGUUCAUUGGAGCUGGAACGCUUGCUGGUUUGCCCAUGUAUGCACUAGGACGGAUGCCGCAUGUGUGGGGCCCCGAUGCUGCCGAGUUUAAGCCGGAACGGUGGAUCGAGGCAGGUAAAUUGAUCUCCGUCUCGGCUUACCAAUUCGUGGCCUUCAAUGCUGGUCCGCGUCUGUGUCUUGGCAAGAACCUCGCGAUGCUCGAGAUGAAGCUGAUAGUAGCAGACGUGACGUACGCCAUCUCGUUCACACUUCCCGUGAAAGGACAACUCAACGCCAAGAUCUCUGCAGUUUAG
Phytophthora infestans T30-4 is the source of this 1527-nucleotide messenger RNA. Its product is annotated as cytochrome P450, putative. Bases 1 to 1527 code for a protein of 508 amino acids. NCBI's taxonomy places the organism in Eukaryota, Oomycota, Peronosporomycetes, Peronosporales, Peronosporaceae. Gene Ontology annotation, molecular function: monooxygenase activity; heme binding; iron ion binding. The record is from RefSeq and is a predicted model, not a curated record. The transcript has 2 exons.